UCAUGGGGCCCCCGGGCAAUAGGGGAUCAUGGGGCCCCUGUGUCCUUGCCCAAACUCAAAAAAAGCCUAUGAAAAAGGUACCAGGAGCAUCUCAUGGGGGCCCCCUACUGACCCCGGGCCCUCGGGCAGUGCCAGAGUUUCCAAAUGGUCAGUCCGUCCCUGGUUAGGAACACAUUUAAUCCCUUAAUCACCCUAGAUGUUAACCCCUUCCCAGCCAGUGUCAUCAGUACAUUCACUCUAUCCAACUAUGUGAAUGGCUGGGCUGCAAUGAUGUCACUCCUGCACAUGCUCACAGGAGUCA
Staurois parvus is the source of this 301-nucleotide messenger RNA. The record is from the annotation of a GenBank genome assembly. Lineage: Eukaryota; Metazoa; Chordata; Amphibia; Anura; Ranidae.